This is a messenger RNA of Alosa sapidissima (American shad), 1775 nucleotides long. RefSeq lists its product as uncharacterized. The transcript has 5 exons. The record is from RefSeq and is a predicted model, not a curated record. Bases 575 to 1402 code for a protein of 275 amino acids. Gene Ontology annotation, molecular function: zinc ion binding. Lineage: Eukaryota; Metazoa; Chordata; Actinopteri; Clupeiformes; Clupeidae.
UCUGUGCAAGACUCUACUUCCGUUCUACUUCCGCUCUCUUGAGUGUGCGAUCCACUCCUUCCGGCAAGAUGGCGCUGUUUUACACUCGGUGUCUUCAGGAGCUGCCAAAGCUUACUAUAUCGGACGUCCACAGGCUCGUCCGUAAUGGAUGCUCUGCCCCCCGGAGUAAACGGGAAAAGGGGUACAAGAUGUAUCUGUCAAGUUUCAUUGACAACUAUGAAGGUGAGUGUAAAAUUGACAGCAAAACACAUUCACAUUGUGCUAUCGCUAACUAACUAGCUAGCAGUAGCCAGACCCGUAGCUUCUAUAGCUAAAUAUAGAUCUCUCUCUCUCUCUCUCUCUCUGAUAUGAUCGUUUCAGAACUAGAGGAAACGAUUCAAUCAGACGCAGAGAGAACAUAACCUAUCGCUAUCGGACACUAAAUUUAGACAGCUGUCAAGUUAGGAUUAAUAUGAGAUUUUCAGAGCCCCGAUCAAGAUUUUUAGUGCCCACGAUCAAAAUUAAUUCAAAACCAUCCUUGUCCGUGUUUGAUCGACUUACGAGUGGAAAAGAAGUGUGUUUUGUCUAACAUUACAUGAAUUAUGUUGAAUUCCCAGUAUCAAACAAAGACCCUGCAGGGAGGGUGACCGUCAGGGCUGUAUGUUAUAGGUCCAUGAGGAAACACGAGAAGCCUCACGACCUCAGAAUUACUUUUGAGGGCAGCUCACCCAUUAAAAUUGCUGUGGCUGAGUGUUCCUGUGUGGCUGGAAACGCUCUCUGCAACCACAAUGUUGCACUACUAUACCAGACCACAGCGUACUCUACACUUCAGCUGAAAGCAGUACCACCUGUCCUGAGCUGCACAGAAACUGAGCAGCGAUGGCAUAAACCACGAACACUGGGUGUGAAACCAGGCAGAGUGGGUAACAUGGUCUUCAUCUCAACAAAACCCAAGGCAAGACAGUACACAGCUGCUGAUGGUGUAAGGAGCAAGCGCUACAAAGCAGUGCGGGGGGACUUGCCAGACCCAGAUGUCCUGAAGGUCGAUGAGGCAUACCAGGACUUCACGGCAGACCUUGCUCCGCUAAUUACCACACUAUCCAUAAGUAGUGAUGUCCCCCUCGUCGACUCCGCCUUUGGGACCGUUCAAGAAGGCAGCCCUAUUUCAUACCAGCACCCAGUGCCAGUGAGUAGGGUAAUCAUCCAACACCCAGACGCACCCCCUCCACCACCCCUGCCGUUAGAUGGUCACAGGCUGGACCCAACCACAUGUUCCUUUGUGUGCACUCACCAACAACACCUAAAUGUAAUGUCGCUUAACAUCACUUUCGACAUGGCAAGAUCCAUCGAGAUGGCCACGAGAGAACAGAGUGGCAGCGCAGAGUGGGGGGAUUAUUUCUUUUUCUAUCAUUACUUGAUCUGAUCUUUUAAAAAUCAAUGAUUCAUUCAAUCAGUUAUUUUUCAAUCAGUUGAUAAAUGUUCUUGUUCUGGUUUUAUUGUUCAUCUUUACAAAUCUAUACAAAGCCUGAACUAAUAGUAGGUUUCAUUGUUCAUCUUUACAAAUCUAUACAAAGCCUGAACUAAUAGUAGGUUUCAUUGUUCAUCUUUACAAAUCUAUACAAAGCCUGAAGUGAUAAUUGUCACUAAUGAAGGCCUGCAAUUGACCUGAGACCAUACCUUUUGUACUGGUUGAAAUGAGAGCCCAAGUGUAAAAAUCUAUGUGGAUUGUUGAUACUGGAUUAUUGAAUAAGUGUUGUUCAAUAUUUACUUAUUAAAUUCUACAUGUUGUAAUGUCA